Messenger RNA from Elgaria multicarinata webbii, 6034 nucleotides. RefSeq names its product zinc finger protein 493-like. The transcript is spliced from 6 exons. Gene Ontology annotation, biological process: regulation of transcription by RNA polymerase II. Gene Ontology annotation, molecular function: RNA polymerase II cis-regulatory region sequence-specific DNA binding; DNA-binding transcription factor activity, RNA polymerase II-specific. Bases 49 to 3234 code for a protein of 1061 amino acids. The record is from RefSeq and is a predicted model, not a curated record. Lineage: Eukaryota; Metazoa; Chordata; Lepidosauria; Squamata; Anguidae.
GUUCCGGAUCGACAGAGCGAGCUCUGGGACUGCAGACAGGAAUAGAAAAUGGAGAAACAGGAGCCAACAGGACCCCAGACACAGGAGAUGUUGAACGAGGGUGGAGGAGCCCCUUCUGCUGUUCAAGAUGAGACAGCCCCACAAAAGGCUCAACAGGUGCCCGAUGAGACAGCUCUGCAAGAUACCAGCCAGAUGGCUGAUGAAAGUCUACAACAUCACCGGGAAACCCAGCAGCCGGAUUCCCAGAAGGCAGUGAAGUCCCGGAGGAAGCCACUGCUGCCCACUCGAUGGGACCAUUCCAAAACUUUCCAGGCUUCCUUCAGGAGAAUAGCUGAUGCCAUCCACUGGCCUAGAGAAGAGAGGAUGACCCAAAGCUUGCCAGGCUUCAGUGAUGAAGCCACUCAGGCCUAUCAGAGCCUGGAUGCUGCAAGGCUCCAAGUGAAGAAGGAAGAUCUGGCGGAUGAGGAGGACAUGGUGAGCCUGGAGAUAUGGCGCCGGCGGUUCAGGCAGUUCUGCUACCUGGAGGCUGAGGGACCCCGAGAAGUUUGCAGCCAGCUCCAGGACCUUUGCUAUCGAUGGCUGCGGCCGGAGAAACACACAAAGGAGCAGAUCCUGGAGUUUCUGAUCCUGGAGCAGUUCCUGGCCAUAUUGCCAGAGGAAAUGCAGAUCUGGGUCAGGAAGCAUGGACCAGAGACCUGCGCCCAGGCCGUGACCUUGGCGGACGUGUUCUCAUGGAAGCUGCAAGAGAACGAGAGAUGGGACCAGCAGGUGCCAGGGCCAGUUGAAAAAGUGGCUGUUAAUUUCUCUAAGACAGACCCUUUGAAGAUGCAGCUGUACAUGGUGGCCAUGCAAGAGGGCGAAAGGAUAGCCAGCUUGCUGGCAGGCAAUGGCCAAGUGAGUGAGAAUGAGGAGGAGAAUCUUCAGCUGGAAAGGCUGGAGCAAAUGGAGCGCAAGAGGAUGUCGCUGAAAAGGGCUAAAGGGAGCAUCUUCCUAUUUCCUGAGAUGGGAGAGAGGCCUGGAAUUCAGCUGGCAGCUGGAAGGAAGGAAUUCCACUUUCCUGAGAUGGAAGUGACGUCAGGAAGUCAGCAGCCAGCAGAGAGGCACCAGAGAAGCCUCCUAGAGCAGACGGCAAAAAAAGCCUUUCUUUAUGAAGGGGAGAACAGUUUAAACAAAAGCACUUUGUGUGAGGCACUUGAGGAGGAGGGGGAAAGAAAAAAGUCAGUUGCGGACAGUGGGAAAAGCUCCAGCCAGAGUACCGAUCCUCUUAAAAACUUGAACGUCCAGGCAGGAAAGAAGCCAUACAGAUGCUCAUAUUGUGGGAAAAACUUCAACCAUGCCUCGGCCCAUCUGGUCCACGAGAGGAUCCACACAGGAGAGAAACCGUACAACUGCUUGGAGUGUGGGCAGAGUUUCAGUCGGAGAUCGCACCUUACUAGGCACCAUAGAAUCCACACAGGGGAGAAGCCACACACGUGCUCAGAGUGUGGGAAGAAUUUCAGUCGGAGAUCGCACCUUAUCGAACAUGAGAGAACCCACACGGGAGAGAAACCAUUUGCAUGCUCCAUCUGCGGGAAGAGUUUUAAUUAUCGGUCGCUCCUUAAAGAGCACGCAAGAAUCCACACAGGUGAGAAGCCAUAUAAAUGCUCAGACUGCGGUAAAAGCUUCAAUCGGAGAGAGAGCUUUAUAAUCCACGAAAGAACGCACACGGGGGAGAAACCCUACGAAUGCCUAGACUGUGGGAAAAGAUUCAGUCAGCGAUCAAACAUUACUGCCCAUGAAAAAACCCACAUGGGGGAGGGAAAAUAUAAAUGUUCAGAGUGUGGGAAAAGCUUCUGCAAUUCCACUGGUCUCCUGAAACAUCAGAAAAUCCACACAGAAGGGAAGGGGCUGGAUCAGCGCUCGGGGUGGCGGUGCGUGGCCAGCCCGGCGGACGAAUCCGGAGGAGCAGAUCCGGGGUGGGGAAGAGGCAGAAGAACAAAAGGAGCCGAGGCGGCGCACUGUGCCUGCAGCCCGCGAGGCCCUUUGAGCAGGUUAGAGAUGAUGAAAGCGGAGGAGAACCAAGUGAAAAAGGAGAAGAUCCUUCUAAAGAAAGAGGAAGAUGAGAACCCUUUAAAGGAAGAGGAAUUUGAGAACCUAGAGGAAGAGGAAAAGAGGAACCUGGUGAAAGAGGAAGCAAUCCCUCAGGAGGAGGAGAUCCUGGUGAAAGAGGAAGAGGAGAUCCUGGUGAAAGAGGAGGAGGAGAUCCUGGUGAAAGAGGAGGAGGAGAUCCUGGUGAAAAAGGAGGAUUGUGAACAGACUGAAGAGGGCGAGUCCCUUCUGGAAGAAUAUGAAAUAAAUGUUUUCCAGAAUCCUGGGGAUGAGGAUGAACCCUGUGAUACUGCGAUACAAGGAUAUGUCCCAAAGAAAAGACGUUGUAAAGCUGUACCGCGGGAGGGAACUGCUGUGGAAUCCAACAAAGCCACAGUCAAGAAGGGUGGAAGAAUCUAUAAGUGCCCUGACUGUGGGAAAAUAUUCAAACGGUGUUCACCCCUUAUCAGACACCGAAGAACUCACACCGGGGAAAAACCUUAUGUCUGUCGUGAGUGUUUGAAACGCUUCAGCGAUAGCUCUGCCCUGGUGAAGCACCAAAGAAUCCAUGCAGGAGAGAAACCUUACACAUGUCCUGAGUGUGGGAAGAGCUUUUCCCAAAGCUCAACCCUUAUCGCACAUCAGAGAAUACAUACCGGAGAGAAACCGUAUAAGUGCCCUGAUUGUGGAAAGAGUUUCAGCGUGAGCUCGAAUCUUGUUGCUCAUCAAAGAAUCCACACAGGAGAGAAGCCUUUUGGGUGCCCUGUCUGUUUGAAAGGCUUCCUGGUCAGCUCCCAUCUCAUCAGACACUUGAGAAUACACACAGCAGAGAAACCUUAUAUUUGCAGAGAAUGUGGGGAAUGCUUCACUCAGAGCUCCCACCUUGUUGUACAUAAGAGAAUCCAUACGGGUGAAAAACCUUAUCUGUGUUCUGAGUGUGGGAAGAACUAUCGUGGGAUCUCAGAUUUGAUCCAGCAUCAGAGAAUUCACACGGGAGAGAAGCCCUACAAAUGCUCAGAGUGUGGGAAGUGCUUCAGCCAAAGCUCAUGUCUUAAGAAGCAUCAGAGAAUACACACAGGAGAGAAACCUUACAUGUGCCUGAAAUGUGGGAAAAGGUUUAAUCGGAAUUCACACCUGACUAGGCACCAGAAAACCCACAUUGGAUAAUUCCAAAGGAUCUGGAAGUUCAUCUCUGCAAUUACAGCUACUGUACAAGAAGUAAAGCCAGGAAUCUCAAAUAGUUAGCCUUUCCUCAUCUUCCGAAGGAUCUUUUGCCCCACCACCUCAAACUCAUAUUGUAGGAAUAUCAUCAAGGACAUAAGAUCUUGAAUGAGUUUGGAUAUGCUGCCAUUACUACUGUCCUUUUCCCGCUUCUGGCUCUGGUUAAGAUCUGCUUUCCAGAGUUCUUACUCUCCAUCCAUUUUGUAACUGGUUCCUAGAAUUUUCCGUGGAAUAUCUAUACUUUCUUUUUAUUACUAGUUUUAAUAAAGGCACCUUUGGACAUGUUAGCUCCUUGAAUAGCCCUGUAGAUUGUGAAUUUUGAGAUUCCUGGUGUCGUUCAAGAAAACCUUCCAGUUUCCAUUAGAUUGUUCCCAAACCCUUGGAAGCUCUAAUAAAUGUGGAGGAGAAAGAAAGAAAAACAACCAUGAGACCUUGUCUGAUCAAUACCUAUCCUAAACUCUGUGGUGAUGUAAACUUCCCCCCUUUUCUCUGCUGUGGUAGUACAUAAAACAUAUACACGUCAUCCAUUGGACCUGCUCUGUGUCUCCACUGUCUACUGCUGAUGGGAAACUACAUUUGAAAAACAAUCCCCUUUACUCUGCUCAUAAUAGAGUUUGCCACAUGGCAAAAAGAAAGAAGAAAACAGGAUCUAGUAUGUCUCCUUGUUUCUGUUUCCCCCCCGAUAAUGAGGCUAUGGAAUUUUGACUGCUUGGCACCUGAGUUAUAAGCCUGCAUCUUCCUAAGGCCAAGCGCCCCUUGAUUUUGGAUGUCCAUCAAAUCGAUGAGGAGUUGUGUGUCAGUGGUGGAGAUCACCUGCUUUGCAUGCAGAAAGUCCCAGGUUCAGCCACUGGCAUUUCCAGCUUAAAGGGUCCCUGAUACCUGGGGCUUGGAAAGAUCCCUUGUCUUGGAACGCCGCUGCUAGUCAGAAUAUUCAAUACUAGGCUAAAUUGACUGAUGUUCUUCAUUUGUUCACCUUCUCUGAUCCACCACAUUGUAUCCUAAGAAGCAGGAAACAGACUCCGUUAAACGCCCUGUCUGGCGUUGCCUGAGAACAAUUUGGGGUCUCACCCUGUUUGGUCCUUAGCAUGCAUAGUUCAGCUCGCAAUAGCAACAUCAGAGCUUUAAAAUGUCAAUGUGAUUAUUUUUCUAAUGCUUUUUCUUUUUAGUGGAGAUUAUUGAAGAUCGGGAUUAGUUGUUUUUUAAGUGACAUUAGAAUAGCGGCUAAGAGACUGAGCUACGAAUCAGAAAGUCCUUGGUUUGAAUCUCACCACCUCCAUCCUUGCUAGAUGGCCUUAGGUAAGCUGUUGUUCUCUCAGCCUCAGGCUCAGCCAUCUGCAGUAUUGAGAUAAUAAUACUGACCUACUUUACAGGGUUGUUCUCACAGUUGUAGCAAGACAUUAUCGGUGAAGUGCUUUGAAGGUUCUAAAAGUGCUAUAUAAAUGCUUAGUAUUAUUUUUUUUAUCUUGGGUUUGGGGUCAAUGUUAAGGCUCCCACGUGGUAAAUGUAAGUGGGCUCCAUAAUAUAUUCCACUUAAACUUUUCUGUGUGGGCGUGCGUGUGCAUGCAGCCCUGUUCGGAAGACCCCUCUCCCAAGGUAACUAGAUUUUUUUGAGGGGGAACUCAGGGAUAGGCCUGUUGGUUCCGCCCCUUCUCUCAUGUCCUCGUCUCUGACCCCAAACCCUUGUGCACGUUGGAGGGUAACUUGUACUUUGGGGAGCUUUUUCUACUCAAGUCAGCGCCCCGCACAAUUUAGAACCCCGAUUAUGCUGGAAGCCUACUUGAGUAGAGAAGGCUCCCCAUGGCAAAAUAUAUCCAUCCAGCAUGCGAAGCAGCCUUUCCCAAUGUGGUGCUCUCCAGGUAUUUUGGACUUUAACUCCCGUCAGCCCCAAUCUGCAAGGCCAAUGGUCAGGAAUGCUGGGAGUUGUCAUCCAAAACAAUUAGAGGGCAGCUGGUUGUGGAAAUCUGGUGUGGAGGGUUGAGGGGAGCCAAGAGCUCAGGAGGGGGCGGGGCUAAUGGGCUCUUCCCCACUCUCCCACCCCCACGAUUCUCAUCACCAGGGAAGCAUGCAGCUGUGCUCUCUUCUGAGCAUGAGCAGUAGAGGUUCUUGCCACCCUCUGAAGCCAGGGCGAGAGUUCUGAGGUGGGAAAAUGGUCAGGAGAGGUGGGAUGCUGGCUGAGGAAAGAACCAAUCAGGAAGGAGGGGGCCCGGGAGCUGGAUACAGAAUCAGGCACUAGUCUUCGCUCAGGAGCAGAUGGAAGACUUGAGAGAUGCCCUUGAAAGAAACCCUGGAGGAACAAGAGAAAAGACUUCUGCCUCAAUAUUUGACAGCUCUAGAAGUACCUAACAUAGUAUUUGGACCUUUCCUUCAACAGCCCCUUUAAGCCCCUGCUUCAGUUUACAUCAGGACAUUUUCCCUUUCGUUAUGGUGAAGAUGUACUUUCCUGCCUGCUGUGUUUUCUUUUCUGAAGAGGAUAUCUGAUACUUUUCUUCUUGCAGUAUAAGGAAGGGGUGUUGUUGCUGUUGUGAUUGUUUUUUUCUUCUUUUGUUCCAAACAUCAAAAAAUAACGAUAAAGUAUUACACUCCCAAAGUAUGCACAAAACCCUAUGCUUAUUGGGUAAUUACGGUGUGCAGUGCAAUCCUGUGUAUGUUUACUCAGAAGUAAGCCCCACUGCGUUGAGUGAUGCUUACUCUCAGGUCAGUGUGUAUAGGAUUGCAGCCUUAGAGUGUAAUUUGAAAAAAUAAAUAA